UUUUCGCGCAUUACGGUCUUCCAAAUCAAGUACUUCUCAUCCAAAAAUAAAGGAAUGCACACAGAGAAUUCAAUUUAACUUGAACGGCAGCCCGAGAGGUUUACAGAGGUUGAUAGAGAUGAUGGAAAUGUUCUCAAUAUGGCUGCGACAACAAGGGUUGGAAUGGACAGUAUUUAGGUACCAGCAGAAUGAGAGAUUUUCGGUGAUAUCGAUGUCCAGGUGAAGAUCCAGUGACUCCAGAGUGGGACAAGCUUUCAGUUACUUGGAUGAAAUGGGAUGAGAUUCCGCUGACAGUGAGCGAUGCUGUAGCAAAAGGCUGGAGUUUGCGUGACAAAUGCCACGCCAGAGCAUAUUUCCAAGGUCGUCGAUACAUUCGCAAUGGGGACUUGACGUUGAUGCUGCUAUUUGAUGCAAACGACAAAAUUGCUGGAAUUCAAACUGGAAUUCCAACUUCAACUGUCUGUAAGCGAAUGGGGUCGCCAUGGAAGCGAGAAAACGACUCCUACGUCGUCACCGCUUAUUUCAAAGAUCCAAGUCUAAUUUGUUCGCAUAGAUAUGACUCCAAAGCCAAAUACUUUGGUGACAGACUUUUGAUCCAAAAAAGUUCAAAGGCAAACGGAUUUGUCCAGGUCCCCUUGCUGGAGCGUGGUCUAUUAGGUGGAAUGUGGACUAAGGGAGAGUGCUUCUGGUCGAUGGGAAAAAUGUACUGGUAUGACCUGCUAAACGUGUUUGACUGCAAUUCAUUGUUUCCUGUAUUUGUGAUGUACACGAACGGAGUACUGAACGGGUUUGGUUGGAUUUUACCCUUUAAACUUGACAAUCCAAGAUUUGUGCAUCCAACAAAUGUAUCUUUCCCGUAUUUGUUCAAGAGAGAUACCAUUCCAGCCUGUUUUUGGACCGCUGAUCAUCUGUCGAUGAUGCAUGUUUACCUGGAUUCCAAUCCCUUCUUUAACAUUUGCUAGAAGAAUCUUUCAUUACUAUUAUACAGUAGCGUGCACAGUAGAUUGUUCAAAAAGAUCUUUGCACUAUUUUCCCAGUAAAGUUAUUUCUAUCACUCUCCCUCUGCCUUCUCUCAACCUUUUGCGCAACUUUAAAAAUUAUUUUGGAGCACAUUUCAAAACGAGAUUUUAAUAAUUAUGUUUUAUUUAUCUGUUUAUUCAUUAUACUUCACCCUGAAACUUCAAAAUUCCCUUUAAAAUUUUCCCCUUGUUAGAGAGAAAAGUCAACUUUGCAAUGACCGUCUUUCCAGGUCACUUUCCCUCCCUUCCAGAGGCAGGGAAAGCCCUUAGGGUACGGAAAGAGGAGAGCUCCUAGUAAAGAGGUUGUGUCUGCAACGGCGUUAUCUAAAUAAAGCAGAGGUUGAGGUAUGGUCUCUUGUCCAAAUAGACGUGUUGCGUGGUCAAUGAUUUAAGGUUGGCUAUGCAUUUUGGCUUUGUUGCUGAUAGGAAGAAUCCCAGCUGGAAAGAGAAAAAAAGUCGAGAGUAAUAAUUAAAUUGAUCCCAUCGACCACUAUUUUCCAUUGACUGAUUUGUGUCAGUGGAUCCUAGAAGUAACGUAAAAGAACUGUUGCUAAGAGUUUGCUUGUCGCUAAUAGCGAGUAAGAUUUAAGAUGUUGUAGCUUUGUGCCCUCGAGUGUUUACUACUAUGCACAUCUUCAUAAAUUUGAUCAAAAGUUUCAAAUGCAAAAGGAUUUCAGAAAGCUAGAAAAAUUCUUUUCGAAAG
Molecule: messenger RNA, 1722 nt
Organism: Pocillopora verrucosa
Lineage: Eukaryota; Metazoa; Cnidaria; Anthozoa; Scleractinia; Pocilloporidae
Source: RefSeq, a predicted model, not a curated record